AUGGAGGGCGGUAAGACGAAAGGUACAGCGGCCGCGCAGGAGAACAAGGGCUCAGGAGCAUCGAAGAGCUCGAGACUCCCGGAUUCAAACGCAACCACUCGACCGACAUCAUCUGCCAGCGCUCCGCCAAGAAGGAGCGCACCCGGGAAGCGAACCAACACACCCGCCCAGAAACGAACGCAGCUCACCUUCUCCCUCAACCGACCCACUCCCAUCUCCUACAACCUCGCCUCAGUCGAGAGACCUGACCUCGAGCCGCCCACAGAGUUCAAGAACAACUCCGCUCGUCGCGGCCGUCCCUUCGCACCGAUAUCCGCAACCGAGGUCGACUUCGCCCCGACUUUUCCAGACGCCAACGACAAUGACCCUCCUAUUACCCAGCGGGCCCGUAAGCCCUCCGCCACCACCGAUGGCGGCCAGCCCGAUAAAGAUCACACACCGUCCCAUGCGAUGGGGCAGGCUCCAUCGUCAUCACCGUCGUUAGCGGCAGCCAAACCAUUCACAUCCUCAUCUGCCGUCUUCAUCCGCCAUCCUUGUCCGCCCUCCUCAUCCGCUGGCAUCUUCCGCCGUCCUCAUCCGCCGUCCUCAUCCGCCGUCCUCUUCCGCUGUCGGCGCUCGUCUCCGCCGCGUCUUCGCAGGCCGUCGCAAGAUGACCGAAGACUCGUCGCAAUCGCAUACACAGACACAAACACACUCAUCAGGCCCUUCCGGAGCUCGUCUAGUCUCGCGUCUUUGCCGCAAUACGCACUAGGCCGUUUCGCACGCAGUUCACGUCCCAGCAUUCGAGCGCGAGUGGUUUCCCAAGAGGACGAGGGCACGGAGGAACGUGCGGAGGGUGGCGCAGAGGAAGCUGAGGAAUAG
This is a messenger RNA of Stereum hirsutum FP-91666 SS1, 861 nucleotides long. RefSeq lists its product as uncharacterized. The record is from RefSeq and is a predicted model, not a curated record. Lineage: Eukaryota; Fungi; Basidiomycota; Agaricomycetes; Russulales; Stereaceae. Bases 1 to 861 code for a protein of 286 amino acids. The transcript has 3 exons.